Messenger RNA from Hibiscus syriacus, 1835 nucleotides. RefSeq names its product CMP-sialic acid transporter 3-like. Gene Ontology annotation, cellular component: Golgi membrane. The transcript has 16 exons. The record is from RefSeq and is a predicted model, not a curated record. The coding region runs from base 229 to 1434 and encodes 401 amino acids. Gene Ontology annotation, molecular function: pyrimidine nucleotide-sugar transmembrane transporter activity. Lineage: Eukaryota; Viridiplantae; Streptophyta; Magnoliopsida; Malvales; Malvaceae. Gene Ontology annotation, biological process: pyrimidine nucleotide-sugar transmembrane transport.
AGCAGAACUAAAAGGAAAGAGCAGCCAACAAGUGACAUUACAUCUCACCUUCCUAGCUCCCAACUCUUUCUUUCCAUACGUUUUGACCCUUUAAUUCUCAGAUUUCUAUUCUGUUUUGUCAAAUUCUGAUCGAGGGCUCCGAGAUCUCUCAAGAUCUGCAGCCUCUCUCGCCUUUCGCUUCCCGUAACUAUACUCUGUUUGGUUAGUUAGGCGGUGGCGCUGGCGGGGAUGAUAGAAUGCAGUGUUUGCCAUUCAAAAAUAGCACCGCCCGGUACUAAAACCGUUUCGAGGGCUUACGAUACGCAUCGUAGCUAUGUAUCCUCCAAAAAUCGUCUCCUCAAUGUUCUUUUGGUCGGUGGGGACUGCGUUUUGGUCGGUUUUCAACCUAUAUUGGUUUAUAUGUCAAAGGUGGAUGGCGGUUUCAAGUUUAGUCCAAUUAGCGUUAACUUUCUUACUGAGUUGGCUAAAGUUAUUUUCGCCAUUAUUAUGCUCUUGUUCCAGGCUCGGAAUAAGAAAGUUGGGGAGAAAUCUCUUCUCUCAAUUUCUUCGUUAGGGCAGGCUGCUCGAAAUAAUGUGCUUCUUGCAGUUCCAGCUCUACUUUACGCCAUCAACAAUUACCUAAAGUUCAUCAUGCAGCUUUAUUUCAAUCCUGCUACUGUGAAGAUGCUUAGUAACCUAAAGGUUUUGGUAAUAGCUAUCUUGUUAAAGAUGAUCAUGAAACGGCGGUUUUCUAUUAUUCAGUGGGAGGCUCUUGCUUUGUUGCUCAUUGGAAUUAGCAUAAACCAGUUGCGGUCUCUUCCAGAGGGUACUACUUCGCUUGGUGUUCCGAUUGCAACAGGCGCAUACUUGUACACUCUUAUAUUUGUUACUGUCCCAUCCCUGGCAUCUGUCUUUAAUGAAUAUGCUUUAAAGAGCCAGUUUGAGACGAGCAUUUACCAUCAGAACUUGUUUCUUUAUGGGUAUGGCGCAAUUUUCAAUUUCCUAGCCAUUCUUGGAACUGCACUUUUUAAAGGUCCCAGUAGCUUGGAUAUCCUGCAGGGACAUUCAAAGGCUACUAUGCUUCUAAUAUGCAACAAUGCAGCCCAAGGGAUCUUAUCAUCUUUCUUCUUCAAAUAUGCAGAUACAAUCUUGAAAAAGUACUCCUCAACAAUUGCCACAAUUUUCACUGGCAUAGCAUCUGCUAUUUUGUUUGGUCACACCCUGACCAUAAACUUUGUUUUAGGAAUAUCAGUUGUGAUUAUCUCCAUGCAUCAGUUCUUUUCAUCACUUUCAAAGGUUAAAGAUGAAAAACAAAGUGGUAGUUUGGAGAUGGUGAAUAGCCAAGACAUCAAGAGGUCUAAGGAUGCAUUGUUGCUAAAUAUGACUGCUGGAGCCAAUGAAGAGGCUAGUCAUCGUGUUCAUGAAGAAGAAAAAAGACCGCUUCUUCCCAUUUAAGUUCCCAUGUAAUUGGAACAGUUUUGGAGUAAUACAUUCUUUUUAGGUGGAGUCAGAUGGAGAAAAGAAAAACACAAGUUUUAGCUACAGAACAGAAUAAAUGCCAUCUAAAUGGUUCUUCACAGUUCAUAACUCCAUUCAUCUCUUCUUCCAUGCAUAGUUAAUGAAAAAAAGUGGGCUGCUGGCUGCAUCAUCAGCGAGAAAGAAGAUUGCAUCUUCUAUAGAAGAAAAGUUUAAAAAAUAUAUAUAUAUAAACUGGAUUUUAGAAUUCUUAUUUGUCUUCUUUAUUCGUAAAGGAAUAUAAUUAUUUUAAUCAAUACCCUUCGGAUCAUUUCAUUUGUAAACAUUGAAUAUGCUUGGAGAUCUUUGAUAUCCAAUGGAUUGGACUCUUGAGUCUUUCA